Quercus robur (English oak) is the source of this 3312-nucleotide messenger RNA. RefSeq names its product pentatricopeptide repeat-containing protein At3g60050-like. The record is from RefSeq and is a predicted model, not a curated record. Gene Ontology annotation, molecular function: protein binding. The transcript is spliced from 5 exons. Bases 391 to 1854 code for a protein of 487 amino acids. NCBI's taxonomy places the organism in Eukaryota, Viridiplantae, Streptophyta, Magnoliopsida, Fagales, Fagaceae.
UCUCCUCCACAUUCCCCGUGCCACGAAGGGCAAUUUUGCUUUCUCCCCCAAAGUAGUGUUUCAUUUCCUCUCUCUCUCUCUUAUACCCAGCAAAAACCUCAGAACUCAGGUGGGACUUAGAACCAGCUCGAAGUGACUGUAGCUUAAUUCCAAGUAAGUCCUCCGCCACAAACUUCAAUCCUGUACUUUUUUUUUUCAACGAAUCAAACUCAUAUACUUCACAAGGAAGAGCUUCACUCGAUGAACAUUUCUUAUUAUUCGAUUCAACCCCAUUUGCGUAUCUGGGUCUUUUCAUUUUAAUGGCUAUCGCUCAUUUUUUGGAGCUCUAUAUGCUAAGAAUUCUUUUCCUGUUACUGGGUUUCUUGGAUUUGUUAGCUACUUUCAACUUUCAUGAACUCUAUAUUCCUGUUUGGUCCAAGACUAGUUCACAAGUUGUCAUGUUUUUUGGUCGUUUCGAGGAAAUUGUGCGACCGGGGUUUUGAUGGGGAUAAGGUUGAUAAUGGGUUUGGAUGCAUUGAGGAAUCCUUGAAAGCAAUGUGGAAAUAUUCGGAUUCUGAUCCCAUUUUGGAUGAAAAACCCAAUACCAGUGAGGAUGGGAGUUCCAUCCGGGGACAUUUUUCGGUUAGGCGGAGUUUUUUUGAUAAUGUAAAGAGUGAUGCUAGUAGGGUCCUUGAUAUUCUUGAGCAAGAUGGGCCAGGGUUCGAUACCAAAUUGGCUCUACACGAGUUGUGUAUAAGGGUUUCGGGGCUGCUUGUGAGGGAAGUUCUGUUGGGAAUAUUGAGGAAUGUAAAUUAUGCGAAUAAAAUGCGGUGUGCGAAAUUGGGGUAUAAGUUUUUCGUGUGGUCUGGCCAGCAGGAGAAUUAUAGGCACACGGCAAACUCUUACCAUUUAAUAAUGAAGAUAUUUGCGGAUUGUGAGGAGUUUAAGGCAAUGUGGAGGCUAGUUGAUGAGAUGAUUGAGAAUGGGUUCCCAACUACAGCUCGUACGUUUAAUAUACUUAUAUGUACUUGUGGUGGGGCGGGAUUGGCUAGGAAGGUUGUGGAGAGGUUCAUUAAAUCAAAGACGUUUAACUUUAGGCCAUUCAAACAUUCAUACAAUGCGAUUCUACAUUCCCUUCUUUCAGUUAACCAGUACAAGUUGAUUGAGUGGGUAUAUCAGCAGAUGAUAGUUGAGGGUCAUUCUCCGGAUAUUCUAACGUAUAAUGUUGUCAUGUGUGCAAAGUAUAGGUUGGGGAAGUUGGAUCAGUUUCAUAGACUGCUUGAUGAAAUGGGUAGGAGUGGUUUUUCUCCAGACUUUCAUACAUAUAAUAUUCUUCUUCAUGUCCUGGGUAAAGGUGACAAGCCACUUGCAGCUCUUAAUCUUUUGAAUCACAUGAAGGAAGUAGGUUUUGAUCCUAGUGUUCUUCACUUCACCACGUUGAUAGAUGGACUUAGCAGGGCUGGAAAUUUGGAUGCCUGCAGAUAUUUUUUUAAUGAAAUGACAAAGAAUGGGUGUAUGCCAGAUGUGGUUUCUUACACUGUAAUGAUCACAGGAUAUAUUGUGGCCGGGGAGCUAGAGAAAGCUCAGGAAAUGUUUGAUGAGAUGAUAAUCAAGGGACAGCUUCCAAAUGUAUUCACAUACAAUUCCAUGAUUCGUGGUUUUUGUAUGGCUGGGAAAUUUGAAGAGGCGCGCUCAAUGCUUAAGGAAAUGGAAUCUAGAGGUUGUAAUCCAAAUUUCCUUGUGUACAGUACCCUAGUGAGUAAUUUGCGAAAUGCUGGAAAGCUUUCUGAAGCUCAUGAAGUAAUAAGACAUAUGGUGGACAAGGGACAAUAUGUCCAUCUUCUCUCAAAGAUCAAGAAAUACAGGAGAUGCUAAAGUGGCAAACUAUGUAUCUGGAGAUUAUUCAUGUAACCUCAUAGCAACAUAACUUAUUCAUCCAGCUCAGUUAGACACCAUGUACCUGUUGGCAAUUUCAGCCAUAGAAGCAAAAAGAUUACUGUUCAAUGCUAGCAAAAAUUGCUCUGAAUGGCCUCUCAUCAUUCAGUCAAUUUCAUGGCCAUUGACAUUUGAGAAGAGCAGAAGGCAAGUUGGUGUUAUAUUGUUAAAUGGCCAAUGCAGAAUUUUCCAGUGGCAUCAACCCAGUCAUCAUUGGUGAACUGCAAUCCUGAAUUAGGCAUCUGACUCCGUAGAAUUUUAAAAUUUGUGGCUGAAAAUUUGGGAUGGAGAUACCCUUUGGCUAUUGCUUUGCGUAUGCAUGUCUACUGACAUUUUGUUGCCCUGUAACCUCAAGGAUGCCCAAGUGUAUUUCUUCCACUUCUAAUAUUCCAGAUGAUCAUUGAACCGCUACUAUCUCCAGUAAUUCACCAGUGUUUGACCUCACUUUCUCACAUAUAGGAGUUGCGAGGCAAAAAAGGCUAGGCAGCUACUUGAGCCAUUGAGUCAGCAAUAAUAUGGUUUUAAGACAGGUGGUGUGGAGAUCUUCCUCUCCAUUUGGCUUUUCCAAUAUUGUACAAUUUUGUUGCAAACAAAGAGGCCUCCGUUGAAUCAUCUUUGAUAUGUCAAGGAGCAGGGAAUAGGAGAACUUGGGAUGGUCAUUUCAUUCAAGGUCCUAAUGAUUAGGAGGCAGAUGUGGUGGAUGAUUUCUUUUGAUUCUUGGCAUUCAAUUUACCUUCAAUGACUGAUGGUGAUCGUUUGAGAUGGAAGUUGACAAAAAAUGGGGAUUUUAAUAUUCGCUCAUAUUAUCAUCAGUCACAUGGCUCUUCUUCCGUUGUUUUCCCAUGGAAAGGUAUUUGGAAGGUUAAGGUACCCCGGCGUGUUUCUUUCUUUGUUUGGAUAGCCGCAUGGGAUAGGAUCCUCAUGGGAGAUAACUUGCGGCUUAGGGGCUUUGAUUUUGUUGACUAGUGCAUUAUGUGUCAUUGUUGUGGUGAGACAGUAGAUCAUUUGUUGUUACAUUGUGGAAAUACUUAUCAGCUGUGGUGCUUUGUCUUUAGAAUUUUUGGGAUUUCAUGGGUUCUCUCAUAUACGGUGUUAGAUUUUCUAUUUAGUUGGUGGAAUUGGUUAGGGAAACAUUCAUCUUACAUUUGGAACCUAGUUCUGUUGUGUUUGAUGUGGUGUAUUUGGAGGGAACGCAAUCGGCGGACGUUUGAGGAUUUGGAUAGAUCCGAGGACCAACUACUUGCUCUCUUUUUUGGUUUCCUUUUUGAUUAGGCUAGGGCUUGGGGACUCACAUCUAGUGACUCUCUUCCUUUAUUCCUUAGCUCUCUUCUUUUUUGUAAUUAAUGCUUUUUAUUUUUAUUUAUUUAUUUAUUUUUUUAUGUUUUUGCUUUUCCAUCU